Messenger RNA from Phanerochaete carnosa HHB-10118-sp, 2556 nucleotides. RefSeq lists its product as uncharacterized. Bases 927 to 2516 code for a protein of 529 amino acids. The record is from RefSeq and is a predicted model, not a curated record. The transcript is spliced from 6 exons. NCBI's taxonomy places the organism in Eukaryota, Fungi, Basidiomycota, Agaricomycetes, Polyporales, Phanerochaetaceae.
ACUUCUAUGCCAAGUGAAUCAACUAAGUGCAGUACCUCACCCGUACCCAAAUCUAGUGGCACGUCAGAACGGAGCGUUGCAUCAGAGCAAAAAGAAUGUCUUCUGAAACACAUCCACGACACAUCCACCGAGCUCACCGUCACUCUUCCGCCGCCGAGCGUGCCCAUCGACAUCGACUUGCGACUUGCCGUACUAGACCUUGAGGAUGCGAUCGGGCAGCUCGAGACUCCCGAGAACCGAUUGCAGGCCAGCGGCCAGGACCUACACGGGGAAGAUUUUGUAGCGUUGAGGAAGCACAAGGAAAACAAGGUAUCGCAGUUGCAGCGGGAAAUUGUGUCGCGCGCGGACGUGCUAUUGCACAAUGAGACAGAGUUCGGUGAGGUUGUCGCUAAGCUGCGCGUUAGGCUCGCUUUGUAUGAUCAGCUUGCAUAGUGCCACAGUCAAAUUUACCGUAGCUCUCACGUCCUGUGGUUUAGUUCGCCAAGCCCAUGCUGUUGACGUCAGAGAGCCCGAAGCGCAUGGUGCCACAAAGCUCUUUGGAAGCGCCCCAAACCCCAUGUUGUCCUCCACGAUCUUUUUCCCUCAUCCCGACGAGGUGACGCGUACGAAGCGUGGGGGCAACAUACGCGAAAGAGACUAAAGUUGACGAUCUCGAGUGCGCGGGCCGCUUCAUUCUUGGCUAAGACCUUACGCUCUCACGAGCGCCACCAUGUGUGUUAGGGUCUGGUGGUCUGCUGACGAUCGCCGAGUCUGUCAAGCCUUCCAUCGUAAUUCAGGUCAAGCAUCAGGUGGUGGUCGUUCCAUUGCCCGUCUGGCUCGGUCCGUCCACUCAAAGCUGGAGCUCUAUAUGAAGCAUCAAGUGAUAGACAUCCAAUGAACGUCUUUCCGAAUCUCCCCUCUCCCAUCUCGACGUUACUGGUUGAAGGAUGCGUCGGAUACUGGUCACACUUGCAGCUAGCCUUGAGCUUGCGUUGGCUGUCGACCCGCUCGUCGACUUGGGUCAUACCCAGUAUCAGGGUAUUGCGCUCUCCAAUGGUGUCAGUCAAUGGCUCGGCAUGCGCUUCGCCGCACCACCCACAGGUGACUUGCGGUUCAGCGCACCCGCAGACCCGCCGCCCAACGACACAGUUCAAAUAGCCAACACGCAUGGACCGUUGUGCUUCUCCACCGGUGCAGGAUUUCCUCAGUCCGGGCACGCCGAGGACUGCCUCUUCUUAGACGUCUACGCUCCUUCACAUGCAACAACCGACUCCAAGCUGCCCGUGAUGUUCUUCAUCCAGGGCGGUGGCCUCAACGAUCUCUCGAAUGCAGAUUAUAACGGAUCGCAGCUCAUUGAGGCCGCCGACUUCCAAAUGAUCGUCGUAACCCACAACUACCGCGUCGGUACAUUCGGGUUCUUGGCAAGCGCGGAAAUUCAGGCCAAUGGUAGCAUCAACAACGGGUUCUUGGACCAGAGGAAGGCGUUGCAGUGGGUACAAGACAACAUUGAGCAGUUCGGUGGUAAUCCCAAACAUGUCGUCCUCAGUGGCGAUAGCGCCGGGGCUCAAUCGAUCACUGUUCAUUUGACUGCGUUCGGAGGUUCACACACAGACCUCUUCCACGGCGUCAUAGCCGAGUCCCAAUCUUUCCCGCCCAUCUUCAACGUAUCCGGUAUGCAGUUCGCGUACGAUGCGCUCGUCGAAAGGACUGGCUGCGAUAACGGGUCGGACACAUUGGCUUGUCUGCGGGUAUUGGACAUCGCUACUCUCCAGAAUGCGAGCAUCGCUAUUCCGUACCCUGGGAGGAACGGUACUCCAAACUUCCUGUAUGGCGCCAUCGUAGACGGCGACUUGAUUCCGGACAUUCCAUAUAAUCUCUUCGCACAGGGCCAGUUUGUCGACGUGCCAUCUGUGUUCGGAGACGAUACGAAUGAGGGAACAGUCUUCACUCCAAAUAACCUUAACUCGACAGAGGAUAUGAACAAUUUCCUGCUGGACAAUUUCCCGUUCCUUACCGAAGAUGACCUGUCCACCAUUGAUGCCAACUACCCAGUCGCCGACCAGUUCCCUGAUCAUGGAGAGUUCUACUUCAACGCGGCUUCUGCCUACGGAGAGACGCGCUACAUCUGCCCAGGCAUCUUCGUGAGCGACUCGCUCCUCCAAUACAACACGCAGCCUGUCUGGAACUACCACUACAACGUAACAGACCCGACUGAGCUCGAAGAAGGUCUCGGUGUCCCCCACACGAUCGAAAUCAACGCAAUAUGGGGGUUGAACAGCACGACGGGCACGCCACCUGCCAGCUACUUCACGACAAACGCGAAUAUAAUUCCCGUCAUCCAGGGCUACUGGACGAGCUUCAUCCGCACGCUCGAUCCCAACACCUUGAGAGCGGAUGGGACGCCGAGGUGGACAAAGUAUGACAGCGUGCACAGGAUUUUGUUUGAGACCAAUAAUACGCGGAUGGAGGAUAUUCCGCGUACUCAACGCCAGAGAUGUAACUUCUUGGCGCGCAUUGCUCCCAGCCAGCAACAGUAGAGUCUGUUUGCUUGUAACAAGCUUGGAAAUAAGGAUUCGG